Messenger RNA from Lytechinus pictus (painted urchin), 3087 nucleotides. RefSeq names its product casein kinase I-like. Gene Ontology annotation, cellular component: plasma membrane; nucleus; cytoplasm. The transcript is spliced from 8 exons. The record is from RefSeq and is a predicted model, not a curated record. The coding region runs from base 49 to 1023 and encodes 324 amino acids. Gene Ontology annotation, molecular function: ATP binding; protein serine/threonine kinase activity. NCBI's taxonomy places the organism in Eukaryota, Metazoa, Echinodermata, Echinoidea, Temnopleuroida, Toxopneustidae. Gene Ontology annotation, biological process: peptidyl-serine phosphorylation; signal transduction; positive regulation of canonical Wnt signaling pathway.
GGUAUCCCUCAAGUGCAUUACUUUGGUCCAUGUGGUAAAUACAAUGCCAUGGUAAUGGAGCUCCUAGGUCCAAGCCUUGAAGACCUCUUUGAUCUAUGUAACAGGCAGUUCUCUCUAAAAACAGUCCUACUCUUGUCUAUACAAUUGUUACACAGAAUAGAAUAUGUACAUAGUAAGCACCUAAUCUAUCGUGAUGUGAAACCUGAAAACUUCCUGAUCGGCAGGAGUUCGAGUAAGACACAGAAUACCAUCCACAUCAUCGAUUUUGGGUUGGCCAAAGAGUAUAUAGACCCCGAGACCAACAAACAUAUACCUUACAGAGAACACAAGAGUUUAACGGGCACGGCGAGGUAUAUGAGUAUCAACACACAUUUAGGGAAAGAACAAAGUCGGCGAGACGACUUAGAAGCCUUAGGUCACAUGUUCAUGUAUUUUCUACGAGGUAGCUUACCAUGGCAGGGAUUAAAGGCCGAUACGCUAAAGGAAAGAUAUCAGAAGAUUGGAGACACAAAACGGGCCACGCCUAUUGAAGUUCUAUGUGAAAACUACCCAGAGGAGAUGGCAACAUAUCUAAGGUAUGUUAGAAGACUAGAUUUCUUUGAGACACCUGACUACAACUACUUAAGAAAGCUGUUUAUGGAUCUCUAUGAGAAGAAGGGCUAUACGAAUCAACACGAGUUUGAUUGGACGGGCAAAGAAACGAUAUCACAUGUACCUAGCUCAUCGAAUGAUGGCGGUCAAGCCACACAAGCCAAAGAUGGCCGUAAAGAUGAUCAUCAAAGGACAAACCAAAGGUGGGACGUACCACAGCAGGGUCGGUUAGAAGCCCCAGGGGUAGGUAACCAACCAGGGUCAAUCCAAGUCAUCAGUUCAACCAAUGGUGAGGUAGCGCCAGACGAUUUCAACAAAGGCUCACAAGCACCCAUCACCACACCUACAGGGGAAGUGGAAGUUGUAGAAGACACAAAGUGCUGUUGUUUUUUCAAGCGGAAAAAGAAGAAGGGUCUUGGAAGGCGGAAGUAGCCUUCCAUGUUUUAUCCCUCGCUCUCCAAUUGAAUGACCCUCUCGACCAUAUGCUCUCUCAUCAAUUCUAAGUGGUUAUUCUCUUCAGAGUUUGCCUUGGGAUUGCAACAAGGCAUUUCCUCAGACUGGACAUUCUGUCAUCAGCCUUCCGUGAUAAGCGUAUGUAGGCAUCUACCAGGGGUUCACCGACCCAUUUCCCUAAGAAUGGAUAUCAAAUCAUCAACCUACCUUGGCAAAUGGCUGUUGGUUUGUAACAGGGUUGCACCCACGUUGGCUGGAGGAAACACCCAAGACUGUACAUUCUUUCAUCAGAAAUCUGCAGCUAGCCUCGGUAGAGUUGUCUCCUUCUAUCGGACCAUUUGGGCUAGUUUCUGGAGAGAUACGUCUGGAUUGUUCGACGGCUUUGCUGAGGAGAUUUUGCAAGACUGUAAGCUCUCUCUCAUGAGUCCAUAGUGGCUAGUGUCUGAAGGGUUGUUUUAAAGCAUCCUUGAUGAUGAGUCUCUGAGAGCAAUAUCUGUACAAAAAAAAUGUCUCCAUGGGAUCCAUUAAAUUCAACAUCAAGAACAUCAUUGACUGGCCUCUUGACUGUUUAAGGAUCACCAGUGAAACCGUGAAGCUUAGUCGCCUAUCCUCUGUGGCUAAGUUCUAAAGGGUUGUUCAAAGACCAUUAUCGCAAUGUAUGCUCUUCAAGUUUUAAGAUGCAAGAUGCAAUUGUCUUUGGAUGUAUUUCUGAUGUGAACUUACAAUCAUCCCGUCAGUCAAAAUCUCCUGAAGAAAUGGCUUUGACUUGUAUUGAUUACAAUGUAGAAUAUAUACUUUUUUAUUUACUUCAAAGAUUGUUGUACUUCUUGUUGCAUUGUCACUUUCCAUGAGAAAUCUAUCUCCAGAAAUGCCAGUACAAGCUCAUUUUCAUGGAAAAGUCUGUGUCAUAUAUGGAUGUAAAUUUCAGGUUUUAAAGUCGCCCAGAUAUUUAGAAGCCUUAAAUCACCAACGACCCACCAUCGUUCGGUCAAAUUGUAUUUUUGGUUUAUGCUCAUUAUUUGCAAAUUAUCAGGAAAAAGAUCACAUGCAUUCAUGUCAUUUGCCAUCUUAGUCCACAAAUUUUCCAUUGCAAAUAACAAUACAUUUAUGCAGUCCAUGAAUAUUGAUAUUGAUGAAUAUUACCAUUUUUAAAUCAAAUUUAUCCUGAUAUUCAGCAGUGUUUUAUGCCAUGAUCAAUACAUCCAAGAAUAUUACAUUAGUAUUGUUUCAAUUGAUAAUUUUCCAUGUCAAAUAUUUGUAUGGCUUGUCUAAUCGAAGCUGUUCACACAUGGUAAUGUUCCAUAAAUUAUAACUUUGAGGGUUUUUAAACAUUCAUAGUAUGUGUUGUAUAGAAAACAUGAAGUUUAUGUGCAAUUUGCGUAGAAUUUUUUUUUGCACUCUUAGUUUCAUUUAUAAGCAUACAUGUUUCUUCUUUCUUUCCUUUUUUUUGUUGAAAUAUUAAUUUUCUCACCUGCUGUGAACAGGAGGAUGCUAUUUCUCUUAUUGAAAGAAGGUACUUAAAAACACCAUAGAUGUGUGGAACCAUUUUACAUAAAACAUUCAAUUGAUUCAUAUCAUUCUAAAUUAUGAAAAGCCAGCACCAAAAUGAUUAUCAACAAGUAGGCUUAUAUCCAGGCAUACAUUUACAUAUGUGUUAUUGAUCGGACAAAUCAGUGUGAUUCUUUUGUACAAAAUGUGACGUGUAUAUUUCUUGAUGAUGAAAAAUGGUGUAGUUGGCUUGUCAUAGUUUAAAGUGAUUUAAAUCAAUAUCUCUUUAUUUGACAAGGCCCUAGUUUGAUGGAACAUAUUUUGAAUUAAUACUUUACAAAGGUUUUAAACUCUUGCUGUAUAUUAAAAGUGGAUUGAAAUACUGAUCACAUCUUUUACUCUCUGGGCAAAAAUGUAGUCUCUUUAGGCAUAUGUUAUAAGAGGAGAAUGAAGUUAAAUAUUGCAUAAUAUCAUAUUUCAAACUAUUACAGUAUUUCAUAAGGACUUCAACAAAUGCCGCCCAGAGUGAAUAUACAGAUGUAGUCAUGUUUUUUA